This is a messenger RNA of Boleophthalmus pectinirostris (great blue-spotted mudskipper), 7503 nucleotides long. RefSeq names its product GRB10 interacting GYF protein 1a (gene gigyf1a). Gene Ontology annotation, biological process: insulin-like growth factor receptor signaling pathway. NCBI's taxonomy places the organism in Eukaryota, Metazoa, Chordata, Actinopteri, Gobiiformes, Gobiidae. The transcript has 26 exons. The record is from RefSeq and is a predicted model, not a curated record. The coding region runs from base 783 to 3917 and encodes 1044 amino acids. Gene Ontology annotation, molecular function: protein binding.
ACAACAAGAAGAGCAACGAUCCAGCAGACACACACUGAUACGCAGCAGCGACCGUCGGAGGAGAGGGAAAAAACAAGACAUUACAUUAAUAUCACGUCAUCGUCAAUAUAGGAUUAUGUGGAAUACAAACGUUUACAGUGUUUAGAGACCAAUGCAUGCGAUAAUCUGACCGUAGACAGACCGUGCACACCACGUUAGUAACAACAAACAGUGAAGUGGCGCAAAAGGAAGGGGUCAGAUCUUAAGGAGUCACCUGGAGGCUCUCCCUCAGCCCUCUUUUCACUGGGAGCAGGCAGAGCAGAGCAGAGCAGGCGCUGAAGAGGAGAGCUCGCGUCUGCUCGUGGCUCCAGCGGACGGUCUUUCACCUAUUGGCUGUUCUUUACCUUUGUGGUCGAUUGAGUUCAUCUUUUUACCUUUAAUGUGAGGCAUAACUGCUGUACAAAAACCUUCAUAUUCAAAAGAAGAGUGUUUAUUUUUUCUGUCGUAAGUUUUUUAUGUUUUGGCUGUGAGUAGCAGGAGCUUCCAUUCUUAACGGUAGUCAAAACCGUUUGCAUUCUGAAGUCUUGGUCUGAUUACCUGGUAGUCCUCAAACACCUGAAACUGGCAGCUAUUUUUCUGAAUCGUGAGUGUUUGGGGCGCUCCGUGACCACAGCAUAAGCACCACUCAGCCUUUUAGUCACCUUAGCCUAAUUUAAGCCUACCAGCUCAAGCCUGCUCCAGCUCAGUCCAGCCUGCUCCGAAUCCCUGGACAGGAUACUCAAUACUGUGUGGACGUGAGGAAUAUGACAGCUGAGACUCUUAACUUCGGCCCAGAAUGGCUCCGUGCACUGUCCAGUGGGGGGAGUGUGACCUCUCCCCCUCCCUCCCCUGCCAUGCCAAAGUACAAGCUGGCCGAGUACCGCUACGGCCGAGAGGAGAUGUUAGCACUUUAUAUCAAAGACAACAAGGUCCCAGAGGACAUGCAGGAUAAGGAGUUUGCUGCUAUUCUGCAAGAUGAGCCCAUGCAGCCCCUGGCACUGGUGCCUCUCACUGAGGAGGAGCAGAGGAACUUCUCCAUGUCUGUGAACAGCGUGGCCGUGCUGAGGCUCAUGGGGAAGGGUGUGGGAGGGGCCGCACCAGCCGGAGUGGUCCGAGGUCGAGGGGCCACACGAGGCAGUCGAGGCCGUGGUCGAGGUGAAAGUGGGUUUUACCAAAGAAGUAUUGAAGAAUCUGAGGGGGGCUUUGGCCGCAAUGUUCGAGAGAUACAUCGCAGUCAGAGUUGGGAUGACAGGGGUGAGCGGCGCUUUGAGAAGCCUCUGAGGAGAGAGGUGGGCCGGCCGGGCUUUGAGGAGUCUGGACCCCCCCCUGCUCCAGGGAGGAAGGAGUAUGCAAGGGCUGACAGUGAUAACUGGCGCACGCUCCGAGAGGAGCAGGAGGAGGAGGAGGUAGAGCCGGGCAAUAACUGGAGACUGGCCGGAUCGCGCAGGGAUGAUGGUGGUCCACGCUCAGCGGGCUGGCGGGAUCACACUGGCCCCGGGGAAGGUCGCAGGAGAAAGUUUGACUUUGACUUCCGUGACUCUGAUGGCCAUGGAGGAGGUGGACGACGGCGCGCGGGCAGUGAUGGACCAGACGACGAGAGGGAUGGCCUGCCUGAGUGGUGCACUGACGAGGAAGACAGUGAGAUGGGCACCUUUGACUCCUCUGGAGCCUUCAUGCCUCUGAAGAAAUCUGGAAAAGAUGCCAUCCUGGAGGAAGAGCUGGAAUUCAAAGGAAUAGAAGAUGAGGAGGAGCAUGAGGAGGGUCUUGAGGACCCAGAGAAAACCUGUGCUGAAGGAGACAAAGACAUGGAACGUAACAAAGCUGGUGGUGGGAUAUUGAACGGUGAGGAGAAAGCAUCUUCUCCCUCUGUUUCUCCCACUCGCUGCAGCCCUCCAUCACAGGAGCCUCAGCCUAGUGCAGUGGCCCCUGUGGUGGACAAUGGGCUGUCUCUGAAGCCUAACAGCACAACCAGCCAAGAUGUGUCUCUGAUGGCCGACACAAAAGCUCAUCUCUCUUCAAGCACGGUUGCCCCAUGUGUCCUCCCUCCCCCUCCUUCUUCCUCUGCAGCCCCUCUGCCCCUCACAGGCGGAGGAGACCCAGAGGACGAUGAAGGCAUGACGCAUCUUCAACAGGAGGCGGAGAAGAUGGUGGCCUCGCUGCAGGAUACGUCUCUAGAGGAGGAGUGCUUCACCCAGGCUCUGCAACAGGAGAGUCGCAACACGGCUGCAGCUCUGCCCCUGUCCCACGAGGCUGCCAUGAAGUGGUUCUACAAAGAUCCACAGGGAGAGAUCCAAGGUCCCUUCAGCACUAUGGAGAUGUGUGAGUGGUUCCAGGCGGGCUACUUCACCAUGACCCUGCUGGUCAAACGGGGCUGUGAUGAAGGCUUUCAGCCCCUGGGGGACGUCAUCAAGAUGUGGGGCCGUGUUCCAUUUGCCCCCGGGCCCUCCCCUCCACCCCUGCUCGUGAGACAGCCCCCACCAUCGCAGCGCCCUCAACCCAGCCGGAGCUCCACCGGGACUGGUAAUCUGGACCAGGACCGUCUGAAGAAGCAGCAGGAGAUGGCUGCUGCAGCGCUCUAUCAACAGCUCCAGCACCAGCAGCUAUUCCAGCUCAUGAACAGGUGCAGCGAGCAGGGUAUGAUGCCUUCGAUGAACAGGUCGAUGUCAGUGCCAGACACAGGGUCCUUGUGGGACAUGCAUACCUCAGCUUCACAGCCAUCAGGCGGUGAAGCCAGUCUUUGGGACAUAACAAUGAAUCCUUCUACUCAGGGUCCAACUCUUGAACAGCUUCAAAAGCUCCAGGAAAGGAGAGAUGCUGAACUCAGGGCUAAGCGCGAGGAGGAAGAGCAGCGUAAGCGCAGGGAGGAAAAGAGGAGGCAGCAGGAGGAGCAGAAGAGGAGAGACGAAGAAGAGCUCUACAGACGCAAGCAGUGUCGGCAGCAGCAGGAGCAGCUACUCUUGAAGCUCCUGAACCCUCAGGCCCAGGGGCCUGGAGCCGGUGGCUCGAGCUGGGGAGGAGCGCCCUCUUCUGGUCUGUCCAAAUCAGGAAAGCCCCCUGCUCUGACUCUUUUGGAGAUGCAGCAGAGAGCCCAGCAAAGAGAACGCCAUUCAGGCAUGUCUAUGGGCAACUCGUCCAUGGGAAACCAGUGGAUUGAGGGCAUGGGGAUGUGGGGCGGCGCAGGGGCCAUGGAGGGCAAAUCAGCCAGUGGAGGCUCCGGUGGGAGCAUGGGCAUGUGGGACGAGGCUGUAAAGAACCAGAGCCUCCGCUCCAACUCCAACAACAGUAUGGGCUUAAAGAACAGCCGCAGCAGCCCCUCCCUCAGUGAACAGUACAUGAUGCGUCGGAAGCGCACAGAUGAUGAGGAGAAGCUGCUGAAGCUGCUGCAGGGCAUGAAGCCUCAGGAUGGCUUCACCACAUGGUGUGAACAGAUGCUGCACGCUCUCAACACCUCUGCCAACAACUCCUCCUCUCUGGACGUUGCCACUAUAGUGGCGUACCUAAAGGAGGUGGAGUCACCCUAUGCAGUGCUGGACUUUAUCCGGUCCUAUCUAGGGGACACAGUGGAAGCCAAAGAGUUUGCCAAACAGUUCCUGGAGCGACGUGCCAAACAGAAAGCCAACCAACAGAGGCAGCAGCAGCAGUUAUCAAAGGAAGUGGCCGGGUUGAACAUGAACUUCCCUCUGCAGGACUCAAUGCGAGGUAUGAACCCUAAUACCCUGCAGUCCAUGUUCCAAGCCAACCACAUGGGCAAGGCGGGGCUCUACGACAACCAGGGAGGGAAGAUGAAGAAGAAACAGCCCCUGAUGCUGCACUCCGACCCCAGCAUCUUAGGGUACUCAUUCCACAACGCGGGGGACUGUCUGUCUAUGAACGACAUGGAGAUGGUGGAGGAGUACUGAGGCGGAACAGCGCAGCAGCAAUAGCUACCUGAGGCCUUCUUGUCUUUUAAUCAGACAAACCUGAUGACGAAUGUGCACUGCUGGGGGAACCGGGGCGGGAGGGGCCGUGUUCAUGUGAGCAGGGCACAGGGGUAUCCUCUGGCACUCAACUACAAGCACCUUAUUCUCAACUAAUGCACUUUAACGAGACAGGAUUUGAAAUGUGUGUUUGUGUGCGCGUGCAUGUGAGCGUGAGUGAGGAGGGCAGGGCAGGGGAGGGGGUUAGAACUGGAAGGGGAGCAGACACAGCGGUGAGUGAUUGUCAGAGGGACCUUUACUUUAUCAGAGAGCAAAUCCUUUCUCGAAAAGACAAACACUGUUGAUAUUUCCUGUUCAGCAUUUUUUUAUGUUUAUAGAAAAGUCAAGCUAUUGAAAAAGUGGAUUAUAAAAACUUGAAGAUUUGCACUUGCCUACAAAAGAGAUGAGAAAAAUCACAGAAAAACAACAAAACCACAAAAAAGCAAACAAAAACAAAAUUACAGUUUUUUGGAGAAGUGAAUAUUUUUGUGAAUGUGAUGCGUGACAGAGGUGUGUGUUGUAAUAUAACAGUCUGCACAAUGUUUUUCUUUUCUUUUUGUUGCUUACCAAGAUGUAUGAAACAUAAGAGGCCAUUUAUGUCUAUUUUUGUUCAAAUAGUAAUUUUGUAUUCUCAUAAGAAGUGCGUGUGUCCUGUCCAAACUGGGUUUGGAUGUUUAGGAGAGCAGCUGAGAGGAAGAGGCCAAUUGCACAACUCUCCUUUCUCUCAUCAGCUUCAUCCCGAGAGCAACUCUGUAAAUGUUAGCUUUGCUUCUUAUAUGACCACCACUAGGUUCUCUCCUUAGCUUCUCCUCGUGGAACUGUCUGUGGACAGGCCAAUCAUGAGGGACGUGACGUGUGCGUGUGUGUACAAAUGAUUUAAGACUACAGGUACUUGUAAAUCCAUGUGCUUUUUGUAUGACUGCACAUUUGUGCCUAAGAACUCGGAUAGGGUGCGUGGCCAUUGAGACAUUAACUUUGGAGUGUGUGUGUGUGUAUAUGUGUGUAUAUGUGUGUGUAUGUGUGAGUGUGCACAGCACAGUGCGAGUGUGUGGAAUGGUCCAUCUGAAGGUCUGAUGUGACCAUGUUGCCUUUGUCAGUUCUCGAACUUGUGAAUGAUAAGUGUCGAGUUUCUGACCUUGAAAAAAACGCAUCUUAAUGUGCAAAUGCACAGGACGGUGCAUGAAAUGUUAGCAUAUUGUGUUACGUAUUCGUUGUUGCAAUUUGAUAAUGACGAGUUUUCAUUUUUAAUGAAAAAUAUAUAUGAAUAUAUACAUUAUAUACAAAGUUUAAAAGUAUUUGGACUAAGAUAAUGAGCACUUGGGCUGCUAUUUUUUGUUCUAUUUUUUUUUUUCAUUAUCACCAUGUGAAGUGUGUGUAUUGUUUCUUAAGAAAAUAUUGAAUGUAUUCCAAAAAAUAACAAACUUAUGCUGAUACAGACUUUCCCACAGAAGAUUUCAAAAAUGGAAACAAAGUUGUUUUUUUACACGGUGAAGUAAAUGUGUGGAAACGGUUGAACACACUGCCUCUGUCAGACUGAGCUCUGCUUGUUUACACACCGCAUGGACAUGUGGCUGCAGUUUAGUUUCUUCACCUUCGCUUUGACUUUUUGUUCCCACGUAUAAGAUGAGUGGGUUUGCAAGUGCGCUUCUGCCAUUUUUGAUUAGUUUAGUUGUUUUGGCAUCCUGGCGUGGAGAGGAUGCUGUGACUGGAUGGUCCAGUGUGGAGCGAGAGCAUGGACAGAGCCUGGGCGGACUGGCAGGGUGCUGAUCUUCACCUCAUCAAAAGCACUCGGCCUGCCCUCAUCAACUCACCUAUGCACUUUGGUUCAUUCAAGCUGUGAGGUACCAUUUUGGGGAUGGCGACACAUCUGCAACAAGAGGACUGUGUUUUUUUUUUUGGUUUGUUUUUUAAGAAAUUCCCAAAAAUAAAUCAGAGACUGGAGAGGCCUGCCUUCCCAUACUCUUGUAAAUAACCAUAUUUUUGUAGUACUUUGAGAGAGGAAACUUGUCAACGGAUGAAGGAAAACUAGCGAAUGUUCCAGAAUCUUUUUGGAUUUGAACUCUGGUGCGUUCCCCUCGGUUUGCCAGUAAAAGUGGGAUUGGAAGGGAAAGCACAUGGACUCGUGGUGGACGUUUUCCAGUGUCCACUCAGCACAUCCACGGGAGGAGGGUGUGAAAGAGAUGCUGACUGCUGCAGAGGUCAGCCCUGGGACCGGCCCUCAGGAAGAAGACUCCUCCAGACCGGACACUCCCUGCUCCUCUAUCUGUAGGAGUUAAACAGUGCCGUCAUCCUGUUCUUUGGGGAGCUCUCCUGUGGCCUGCCCAGGGCCCCCCUUCACCCGGGCCCUUGCCUCACGGAGCCUGGACCCUCAGAAACUUGGCUUUGGCAUUUGAAUGGGCCCCUUGUGACGCUCUGGAUGGGCCCCUGAACAGCAGAGGGACAGACUUUGGCCUGACCUCAAAGCGCCAAACUGGAAAAAACUCAAAACAUACAAAAAAACAAAAAACUUGCAUAACUACAAGUUAAAGACACUAUAUCCACCGCAACCUCUAGUUACCGUGGCGCUAUCAAGAACCACAGGUCAACACGGUCGGACGCAUCAAGUUUGUCUGCUGUACAGGCGAUGAGAGACAAACAACUUUGUACAAUUUGUAAAUAAUCACCUUUCUUUCCCAUUCUUUUGCUGCAUUUCUGUUUAUAAAUGCCUUAAAUUGUAUAGUUUGGUCCGGGAAUGGCUAACUUGGGUAAGAAUUGGAAACACCUAGUCUGUACUGGUGAAGGACUGUACUAUAACACGUCCAAAUGACCCCAGUAAAAGGUUAGCUCGGAAGCAGUGGACUUUGUAAUUUUGUUCAUUUUUGGGUUUUCAAGAUGUAUAGUGUAUUGUAAGGCCGCGCUGAGGAGUUGAGCUGACGGGCUUUCACAAAGAAUACAACUUCUCAAAAAAAAUCUGCCCCAGUGUUUGUACUUUGAGUUUUAACAAUGCACGGUGAAGACAGUUCCCACUCCAGCUAGUCUCUGAAACAAGAAUGGUGUUAAUCAACCAAUGUUUUGUGUACUAUGUUGCAGUAAGUGGUGAGGUAUGGUCAAAUGGCUUAUGAGGUGACUACAAUAAAUUGAGGAUUUGAAUUAGAAGGCUUGACAGUGUUGACAAUAUUUUACUCAACUUUUCAAAUAGUUCCAAAUAAGAGGGAAAAGACUGAAUUUGGGUAAAGGUUAAACUGAGUUAUAAUGUCGAUUUUACUUGUAGUUUCACUUUAUGUAAGCCAUGUAGACCACUGCAUUGUCAAAACCCUGUGUACUUGAGAAUUCUGUCAAAACAUCUAACCUAAUUCUAUAGCCACGUAUUAAUUCAUUUUGUAUUAUUUUGUCAGCAUAUUCUGGUCAGCUCAGCUACUUGGCCUCAAAAGUCUGCUGUUAAACAUUAACAUGCAUAUUCAGAAACAGUUUUGAAAAAAAUUGGAAGAUGUGUAAAUAGUUUGACUUUUGUUUGACGAACAAAUACAAAAUAAACGGCAUUUAGAAUUGA